GCGCCGAAUGAACGAACAAAAAAAGUCAAUGCACUCGUCCGCUGACGCCCGGCUGUAGUGUGCGUGCGUACGUUACGUCGUGUCUCACCAUUGCUCGCACGCUCUUCGUACUCUUUCUCUCUCUGGCUGUCGACGCCGCCACGGUAAAUCGUCGUGGCUUUCAUACUGUCGCUGUAAAGAACAUCGACUCGUGGCGUGGUGUGUACGCGACAAACUUUCGUCCCCAAGUCCGAUUCCGUGGUGCACGCACAAACUCCCGCUUGUCCAACGACCGCCGCUCCGCUCCGUCAGGUACGACACACUCGGCGAUAAUAUUGAAAUUAAUCCGGCCAUUAAUCAAUUACCGAACCGUUGUACCGUCAGGCGCGGUGUUGGCCCGUCGUCGUCACUGAAAUUCGUAAUUUUAUUUAUUUUUUUCUACACACACGAAUUAUAUUCACAACCGAUACCUAAUCCGUAGUACAUGUCUGUGCGUUUGGCCGCCGCCGCAGCCGUCCGACAAAACCAACGGAAUCCGCAGUGCACACCGCCGCCGUAGCCUCGAACCACCGCGUCGUUUUUGCAGCCUUUUAUCGUCGUCGUAAUUCCGUAAACGCGCCACUCUUCCGCACGUAUCGUUACCACUAUAUAUACACCUAUUUAUAUAAUAUAGAGAAAAAAAAAAAAAAAAUAAUUACCACCACACGCCAGUCGCCGCGCCGCCGACGGGUGUCUGUACUCUGUUCAGUCGACACCGCGCGACCGUAUUUCGCUGCCGGUUAACGCGUUUCCAUAAUUCGCCCGUUCGCGAGCCCGUCCCGUCGCAAGGACGCGUCGCGCCACACCGACGACGGCCGCCGCAAACCGCACUACACAGUCCGCUGCAACGGCACCACGACGUCGUCUCACUGGCGACAAAUCGCACUCAACAGCGGCGCAGUGGCAGCAUUCGUCGUCAUCCACCACGUACACUCGUCGACGUUACGCGCAUCCCGAUUCCACGUGAACGGCGAUCAUGGCCGGUAAUUAUUAUUUUCAGAUCGUUGUUUUUCGAAAAAGUAACCGCGUAAUUCAGGACAGUGAUUUUAGUCGCGUUACGAGUUAGGGACGUCGUUACGAGUUAGGGACGUCGUUACGAGCUAGGGACGUCGUUACGAGCCGACCGUACUCACCCCAAUCGCUGAUAUUGGACCGAAAACGCCAGAGCCGAUUUCGCGUCCCCCGCCGCGUUUCGAUCUCUCCGUGUAUUCCCCGUUCUCGUUAACCCUUUCGCCGGUCGCAUCUUCCGUACCGGAAAAUAACCGUACUGGCCCGACCUUAGGUUUUAUAGGCUAAUCGCGAAGAGAGAGAGAAAAAACCGUUUUGUUUUAUAGGUUAUGUAAAUUUUCGUGCGUUCUUAUGUUGCGAAACGGCAGGGUGCUCGCGGAGAAAGUCUCGGUAAUAAUAGUAGUGCAAUUUCCACUUAAGAUUUGUCGUACAUUAGAAAUGAUUCAUUGUCCAUAUCUGUUUCGUACACAUAGGUAUAUGUACAAACAUUGGCAGUUCCGGAUUAUCACUGAAACGUAUUUCAUUUAUGUUUCCCACGAGUGGACGGAUCGCAAGAAUACGCUGUAUAAACCCUCAAAUAAUAGAUUAUUCCCGAAGCUACCUAUUUUAAUCACGCUGUAAACUUGCACUUAUUUAAUAGGAAUAUUUCUAUCGGUUGACUCGAUCCCGAUAUUCGGUUCACUUUCUUUUCUAAUUUCAGUUAGGUUACAUAUUAUAUACUUAUCUAUUUAACCUAUUUACGCCCAAGGUUAAAAAUGUUUUUUUUUUUUAAAUUCCUGUUUACUGGAUUAAUCCUACUAACAAGUACUUUCGCUCCUGGGAAAUUAAUAAUAUUUUCAUAACAAAAAAAAAAAAAAAUUGUAUGUCAGUUGGUACAACAUGUUUACCACGCGCUAAAACUAAAUAAUAGUUUAUAUAAAAGCGUGUGCAAAUUGUAGAUAAACAAAACAUUUCAAUUUACUCUAAAAAUAACGCCACGGUGACUGAAAAAAUACGCCUUUUUACAAAAAUCGUUUUUAUAAUAAUAAAACCAGUUUUGGUACGCUCGCCGUCACGUAGCAGAUAACAACCGAUCGGGGAAAAACAAUUCUAAAAAUAUAUACGAUAAUUAUGACUAAUACUGCGCGCAGGACAUUGGGCACAUCAAUGGGUUGAGGGGUACCUUUUAAACCAAUUUUUUAAUGCUAUCAAUCAUCAAUACUUACAUUACGUAUCAGUGAUGCGCUCGGAAAUUGUUGUCGAGUCGAUUCUGGGCCGCCGUUCAGUAACGAAGAGUUUUUGACUUGAUGGUCGCUCUAGCAACCCAAGAAAAAUGUGUAGGUUCUUUUAACUUUAUUGCAGGGUUGCCACUGUCAUUUUUUUGUAACUCAUUAAAAGUCCAUUUUUCAGCAAAAGUCACUAAAACAUAAGUACUUCAAAAUAAUAAUUACUUAUUAUUAAUUUUCUUAAAAUGCUUUUUUAUUUUUUCCAUAAAUCUGUACCUAUUUAGUUAUUCCCCUAUAAUUCAUAGUGUUUCCUUUGUGAAUCGGGCGCAUUAUUACCAGGGUUGGUAAUAUACGCGAGUGAAACGUUUUAUAGAUUACCCGUAUAAUACCCCACGUAUAAAACGUAUCGACUUUAUACAGGCUAAGAUAUUAUUAUUAUUUUUUUUUUUAAGUUUAGUACAAUAGUGAAUAAUAUUGUACAUUUUAAAUUUUAAUAAAUGUUAAAACUUAUAAAUUAAUAAAACAAAUUAACAAAUCACAUCAACUUGGUGAAUUUUCCUAAAUUAUUGUAAAUAAUAUUAUGUAGUAGGUAUUAUAAAUAUUAAUGUAGUUAUUAAUAAAGGAUAAAUACGAACUUAGCAAUUAAUUUAAGAUACAUAAAAUGAUGAUUAAAUUCAAUUGACAAUUAUUUUAUUUGAUAAUUUCUGUUCAAUUACAGCCAAAACAAUUGUAUACAGUAUAAAACGUGUACAACUAAUAAUUUCAUAUGUUUCAUAUAUAUGUAUAAUACGUUUUUUUUAUACAUUACUGUAUUAUACGUUCCAAAUCUGAUUAUUAUUUAGAUUACUUAUGUUUCCAUCUUUACACACUGAUAUUAUUAAUCAUCAUCAUAAUUUUCAUUAGACAUCUUUGAUAAAUAUGUUAACAAUUGAGAGUGAUGGCCCUACUAUUAUUAAAAAAACAAUUAAACUAAUAAUAAAGAAUUGUCAAGCCUCAUUAAGUAUAGUUAGAUAGAUAUUGGUACUUUUGAUAUAAAUACUGACAAUGAUUCGUUUUGAAACAAUUUAGAAAAACUCAUGAUAAGAGUAAUCUGAGUAUUGUAUUUCUGUUUUACAUAUUUCCAUGCAUUUGCAAGUAGAUUGGGGAUGCCAGAUUUCAAAAUAAAAAAUAUGACACAAAACUAUAACGUAGAACAUUCAAUACCUAUUAAGUUGUGCCCAAAAUUAUUUUUGAGUUUAUUAAAAAGAUUAUUUUUUCUCCACCUUUGAACCCCAUCGAAAUUGGUAUUGUUGUUAUCCGUUAAUAGGGCAAUAAUUUUUUUUUUUUUUUUUUAUCAGUUUUCCAAGUUUAUAAUAAUGUCCGAACAUAAUUUGUUUACUGUUCUGCUGUUUUCCCAGGCAAAUCGGUGAAUUCAUGAAUAAUUGUUUGCAAGCCACUUUCCGGAGAAAAAUAUCUGACUAAUAAAUGAACCAUUUUUAAAUCUAUAAUAUUAGAAUAAUCUAUCAAAUUUGAAACAAAAUUUGCAUUAUUCAAUUUGGUUUUCAAUAUUUCAACUGCGUAUGGAUAUAAGACAUUGACAAUUACUGCUUUAGUUUUAUUACGACUAAAAUGUGUACAACAAAUACAUCUUGUAGUACAUUUUAGUUAUCAAUUGUCACCUACAGUCUAUAGAUAUUAAACUAUGGUUAUGCUGGCAUAGGUGAAAAGCCCACGUUCCUUUUUUUUGCGUACAAUGAUUUAUUACCAAUUAUUUUUGUAAAAUAAUUGGUAACUGAAUUACCUUUUUCUGAUUCAACAGUAAGCCCAUGGCGUUUAGUAUAAAUUAAUGUGAUGAGUUAUGUCAGAUUUUCCUUUUUGUUCAAUACUAAAAAUUGCUCCAUAUUUGAUGCAUUAAAUUUUGUCGAUAUUUCUUGGCUUCAAACAUAUUUUUAAAAACUCAUAUUCUUUUUGAGAAUGUUCAUUGAAAAUGCACUUUCUUUUAUGGUUCGGCAUAAUUUAUAAUAAACAAAAUAUAGGUGAAGAACAGAAACGUCAGAAACGCAGUAUUAAUUUUUUAAAAUAAUUAUCUAUCAAAUGACAGUAUUAACUAUUGAUGCUGAUAACUGAAUAACUGAUAAGAAACAAGUGCGGAGUAGUUCACAAUGUGGACCUGUGGUAUUGAUGUUAGAACUGGUUUCCGAAUCGAUUACCGUACUCGUAAGUGGUGGGAACGUAGCAUUUAUAUUAUCAGUGGUUAAGAAAUGUUUCAUUCUUGACAUUUUAUUAUUUGAAAACACGUUUUGAAUAUUAUAAUAUAUUUAAAUACAAAACAAUGUUUAAUUAUAAUUUACCGAACAUACGGCACGUGAGUUUCAUUAUAUGGGACAUUUUUAUGAUAUUACAUCUUGUUAUUACAUCCGAAUUACUGGAUGUUCCCGUAUAAUUUGGGACGAAUGGCAUCCCUAUAGUAGAAUAGAAGAUUAUGUAAGUACUCAACCUAAAUUAAAUGUUUUUGUCAAAAAGUUUACUAAAGUUUCUUAAAAUUCAUUCCUAUUCAAACAUCAGUAUUGUGCUAAGACAAAUUCUUUCUGUGUUGAGCUCCCUUAUCAGUAUUAUCUAUAAAAUAGAAUAAAUAUUUGUUAUUAAUAGUUAAUACCUAGAGCAGUUAUGUUUAGUAAUUUUAUUCCAUAUUUUGUAUAAUUAAUUGCUAGUUCUCAUUGUAAAUAUAAUACCUAUGUUAAAAUUACAUUUUGUAAAUACUUAGUAGUAGGUAUGACUUAUGGCAGGAUAAAUACUAUAUACUAAAUAUAGACUAAAAAUAAUCUUUUACCAUUAAGUUAUAUUGUUAUAAGCAAGGUUCUAGGUGAUUUAAUUUAUAGUCACUUAAAAAAAUUUAAUAAAAAAGAUAAAUAGGCAUAUCUUAGACCUGUAUAAAAUCAUAUUAUAGCAUGUUGUAAAAUAUAUAAUCAAAAAGUCCUCUUUUUUGUUCAAUUAUUCAAUAUUAAAAAAUAUAAGAGUUUUCUAAACCAGAUAAAAAUAUUUAAAAAGUGAAGUAAUUUAGACAGGUACCUACAAAUUAUAGAAAUUGUCUAACCACUACCAGUUGAUAAACUUAUAUAAUGAACUAAAAUAAAAUAUUAAUCUGCUUGUACUGUAUGAAUUUAUGUUUAUAAAUUUUUAUAAUUAAUUAUACAAAUAUUGGAUAUUAGCACCCUAAUAUAAUUUCAAUUAAAAACUACCUAUCUAUGGGUCAUUUUUAAAAUAUUAUCAUCAUUUUAUUAACUAUUUUCAAGCUACAAUAGUGGUAGUUCCACUGUAUUUUAGUUUAAUUAACAGUUAGUAAAGUUCAGUGGAACAUUGUAACAAAAUCAUUUGAAUUUUUUUUUAAGUUCUGUAUGGUGUAAUUUUUAUAGCAAUGUAUAUGGGCUAUUUAGAUUAUAUCUAAAUACCUAUAUAGAGACAAGUUUAUGCAAGUAUAAUAUCCUAAUGUUUCUUGUAUUUUCAUAGUUUUCCACAAAAGAAUACUCACUUUUUGAGUGCCGUGUUUGACAGGCUGUGACAGCUUCAGCGGCACCAGACUCAAUUUCCCUCCCUAAAAACCAUAAACUAUGGAAAGUCUUAAAAUUAAUGGUUGCUGUUGUCUCUAUAGGAAUUCUCUAAAUAACGGUCAUUAUUUCUGGUCCCUUCAGUGACAAUAACAUGGAAGUUUUACUGUAAUAUCAAUGAAUAUUUUUAUUUAUCAACUUACAAUUAUUAUAAAUAUUAAAUUAAGUUAGUUACCUAUCUAUGUAAAUUAGUUUUUGUAGAAAAUUCAUAAAAUUGUAAGUAUUUAAAUAAUUGUGGGUAUGAAUUUUUUUACUUGUAAAAUAUAAGUACUAUUUCUAUUUUGUUUUGCUUUAUGUGAAUUUAAUUUUAUAUUUUAUUCGUUUGUUACAGAAGAUCGAGAAUCCUCGGAUAGAAAAUCUGAAAAAUCAAAGAAGCGUGAUAGGGUUAGUUACUAAAAUAUUGUUUUAAUUUUUUGUUUUUUUAUUUAUAUUUUAACUUAUUUAAUGUAAAUAUGUCCAUACUAACCAUUAGUUUUGGUACUUGUGGUAUACACUUUACCCACAAUUUCUAUUCUACCAUUUUUAACGACAAUAUUAUUACUGAUCCUAUACUUACUGAAACACAUAAUCAAGAGUACAAAAAUUUAAGCGAAUCAAACUUUUUUGAAUUAAAAUCUAGUGGUUAUUUGGAACCCAGGUCUAUUUUAGUAGAUAUUGGAGAUCCAAAUAUUGGUGAUAUUUUAAAUCAAUCAAAGAAUUGUCAUUGGGGAUUUGGAAAAAAUGCAUUGGGAUUUAAUCACAUUGAAGGCUCCACAAAUAAUUGGUCAUACUGUUAUUAUAUUAAAGGUCCUGAAAUGUUUGAAGAUGUUUCAAGUAGAUUAAGACUUGAAAUAAAUAAAAUUGAUAAAAUUGAAUAUUUUUUAAUAAUUUUGUCACCUUCUGGUGGUUGUGCUGGAUCUGCAUGUUUUAUACUUGAAAAAUUAAAACAUGAUUAUCCAAAAAUUGUAUUUAUUAUAGUUUUUAUAAUGCCUUAUCAAUCUAAAGAUGCUAUCCAAAAUUAUAAUACUUCAUUUACUAUUAACAAGUUGUACGGCGUAUCAGAAUGUAUUUUUUUAUUUGAAAAUUCUGUUUUGCAUGAAGUAUGUCAAGCGGGCCAUCCUGAAGUCAAAGUCGCAUUCGAUGACCUUAAUCAAAUAGGCUGCAAACAAUUGAUAUCUGUUCUGCAACCUAUAGAAAAUCAAACGUUUCCUUAUUUUCUGUCACUUGUACAAAAUAAUCAAAAAUAUAAAUUUUUAAAAUUAAUGUCUUCUCCAAAUUACAGAAGAGAAUAUUCUUCAUAUGAAUCUACUCCGAGAUGGGAAGCAAUUAUUAAUCAAACUAUACGGUCUUUGAAUUUAUCACCUUGUGUAUCACUUGGACAUUUUAUAAUUUAUAGAGGAAAUACUUUGGAUGGCACCGGUAAACUUAAUUUUACUGGGAAGUUGAAUACUUUGUCUUUUUCUAAACAUAGUUUGGAGGCAAAUAAGUAUUUACAGUUAUUUCAAAAAAGACAUUUUUUGGGUUCCAAGUACUUGAGUGUUUUAUCAAAUAAUUCUACUAAUGUUUCUGCCUUAAAUUCUGUAGUAAAAUUAGCUAAUCGAGCUUAUUCCCAUAAAGCCUUUGUUCAUCAUUAUAUUCAAUAUAACACAAAUAUGAAUGAUUUUAAAGAUGUUUUUUCUAAUGUAAACCAAAUUAUUAAUGAUUAUUACAAGUUGGAGUGAUUUAUAAUUUCUUACUAGUUUAAUUAAAAAUGUUAAGUUUAUUAAUAUGUAGAUCUCAACUUAUCAAUCAAUAUUUUCUAGUCGGCACAAAUUAGUGUUAAUGUGUUCCUAGAUAUUAUUUUCACCUUUUUAUUCCUAUUUUGUACCAUUAAUUACUUGUAUAUUAGUAGUAAUGUAGUAGACAAAUCUUUUAUACCUAAUAAAAUUAUUUUUUUUUUUUAAAUUUAAGUGCACCAAAAUUGUAUACAAGUUUAGUGUCAUUUAAAAUGAAUAAUAAAUACACAUUUUUAUGUUUUUUAUUAUUGUUGAUAUAUAUUUUGUUCUCAUCCCACAUUUAAUUUAAUUUUAGUUAAAAUCUUAAUUAUUAAAACUAAUUAAUUAAAAUUAAUUAUUAUUAUCAUAAUUGAUAUGGUAUUAAUUUAAAUAUUAUACUGAUUUAAAAUGCAUUUCAUUGUAAGUGUUUUUUUAUGAAGUAGAUGUAUUAAGACUUGGUAACAUAUCAAAUAUAAUUAUAGGUAGGCACAUGCUAAUACUAAUACAUUAGGUUUUAAUUUUGAAACUUUAAGUGAAAUAUUCAACCUAAAAAAAAUUAAUAAUUUAAUUAAAAUUCCAUAUACGCCUAUUCAACAACUAUUACCUAAUGUUAUUCAUUUUAUUGUAUCUAUAGUAUUUGUGUGACCUAAAAUAUUUUUUUUAUAAUCAGUUAUCAGUUAGUGUUUUAAUCAUCACAAGUGUUCGGUUAUUUAAAUAUUUGUUUAUAUUUAUUUUUGUUUCUCAACAUCAACAGACAAUUUUCUCAUUUUUUUUUUACGAGCGAUUCAUAACUCAGUUGUACACCGAUCAAGUUGAAUAGGUGUACGUGAGAGUUUAAUAUAAACCAAAGGUAACAUUUUUAAAUAAUGUACACAAGGCCUUUUUUUGUUUAUCACUAUUUAACAAUUAUUGGUUAUAAACUUUAUAUUCUUCUUUAUUUUAUACUUACUUUAUAAGUUAUGGUAAUAAUUUUUUUUUACAUAAUGUACAAUUUUGGUUUGGUAAUAAAUUAUAAUGAUAAAAGGGGCCUAUAUCAUUUCUUUAAUAUUAUUCUAAUUUUUAUAUUUUUGUUUUCUACAGGAACACAAAAAAAAUGGUCACAGUAAAAAAGAGAUAAAACGAGAAUACAAAGAUGAGCCUUCUUAUGAUUCAGGCUAUCAUUCCCAAAUUAAGAAGGAAUACAAAGCAAAUCAUAGCAUUAAAGAAGAAAAUUAUUCAGACAAUGAUGAUUAUACCAGCCAUAAGAGGAAACAGAGUGAUGAUGAUGAAUAUUCAGUUAAACAAGAAAUGGCAUCUGAAUCUGAUGAUGAUGUACCUUUGUCUAAUAGAAAAAGAAAACACUCUGCUAGUAGUGAAGAUGAUGUUCCUCUGAGCGCCCGAACAAAGCAUGUUAAAAAAGAACAUAACAGCAGUCAUAAAAAACAUAAAAAAGAUAAAGAACAUAAAAGUAAGCAUAAAGAGAAAGAUAGGAAUCAUUCAUCUAAAGAUUCUAAACAUAAGGUAAAAAAAGAAAAUAAUACAUCACAAAAAGAUACUGUUAAUAAAACUCCAACUAAGAAAAAAAAGGAAGAAGAACAACAAGAAGUAUGGAAAUGGUGGGAAGAAGAGAAGAAAGACGAUGGAGUUAAAUGGAAAUUUUUGGAACAUAAAGGGCCUAUAUUUGCCCCAGAAUAUGAACCUUUACCAAAAAGUGUAAAGUUUUAUUACAAUGGUAAACAUGUUGUUCUUUCUGAAUCAGCAGAAGAAAUAGCAACAUUUUAUGCAAAAAUGCUUGACCAUGAUUAUACAACAAAAAAAGUGUUUAACAAUAACUUUUUUAAAGACUGGCGUAAAAGUAUGACAGCCGAAGAAAAAGAAUUAAUAACUGAUCUUUCACUAUGUAAUUUUAAAGAAAUUAGUGUGUAUUUCACUAAAAAGACGGAAGAACGUAAAGCUAUGAGUAAAGAAGAAAAAAAGAAAAUCAAAGAAGAAAAUGAAGCACUGCAAAAAGAGUAUGGAUUCUGUACUAUUGAUGGCCAUAAAGAGAAAAUUGGAAAUUUUAAAAUAGAACCACCUGGGUUAUUUAGGGGGCGGGGUGAACAUCCUAAAAUGGGUAUGUUGAAAAAACGAGUAUUACCAGAGGAUGUUUUAAUCAACUGUAGCAAAGAUUCUAAUAUACCAAAACCUCCUCCAGGUCAUAAAUGGAAAGAAGUGAGACAUGACCACAGUGUUACAUGGCUUUGUAGUUGGAUAGAAAAUGUUCAAUCACAAGUUAAGUAUGUUAUGUUAAAUCCCUCUUCUAAACUCAAGGGUGAAAAAGAUUGGCAAAAAUAUGAGACUGCUAGAAGAUUAGCAAAAUCUAUUGAUAAAAUUAGGGAAAACUAUAUUAGUGAUUGGAAAUCUCGAGAAAUGAAUGUAAGACAGCGGUCAGUUGCUUUGUAUUUCAUCGAUAAAUUGGCGUUGAGAGCAGGAAAUGAAAAAGAUGAAGAUCAAGCAGACACUGUGGGUUGUUGUUCUUUACGUGUGGAACACAUACAGUUACACGAAGAAUUUAAUGACAAAGAGUAUGUAGUUGUAUUUGAUUUCCUUGGUAAAGACUCUAUUAGAUAUUACAACGAAGUACCUGUAGAAAAACGAGUUUUCAAAAACUUGAAGAUAUUCAUGGAAAAUAAAAAAGGUAGUGAUGAUUUAUUUGAUCGUUUAAAUACUUCAAUUUUAAAUCAACAUUUACAUGAACUUAUGGAUGGUCUAACAGCAAAGGUUUUCCGUACAUUUAACGCAUCUUGGACUUUACAGCAACAACUAGAAAAAUUAACUGAUCCAAAUGUGUCUGAAGCAGAGAAAGUUUUGCAGUAUAAUCGAGCAAACCGUGCUGUAGCUAUUUUAUGUAACCAUCAACGGGCUGUGCCCAAAACUCAUGAGAAAUCCAUGGGUAACCUAAAAGAAAAGAUUGAAACUAAGAGAAAACAGGUUAAAGAAGCUAAGGACCAGUAUAAACAGGCCAAACGGGAUGUGAAAGACGGUAGUGUUCAUUCCAAGGCACAGUUAGAUAAGAAGAAAAAAGCCUUAGAACGACUAAAAAGUCAGCUAACCAAAUUAGAAGUACAAGAAACUGACAAAGAAGAGAAUAAGACAAUUGCUUUGGGAACGUCCAAAUUGAACUAUUUGGAUCCGCGUAUAUCAGUAGCCUGGUGCAAGAAAUUUGAUGUUCCUAUUGAGAAGAUUUACAAUAAAACACAAAGAGACAAAUUCAGAUGGGCCAUUGAUAUGGCGGGACCGGAUUAUGUAUUUUAAUUUUGAAUGAAUUGUAACAACCCAGUUAGAUAAUAAUUAUUUGAUUUAAAACCUAUUUUACUUUUAAAUGUCGUUCUUUUUACUUAAUUUGUAAAUGAUAUUUUUACAUUAAACAUUGGAAUAAUCCAUUUUUUUUGUAGUAUAUCUUUAUUAAUCAUUGCAAAUGUCUUUUCAUAAACUCAGUAAUGACUUAAUAAACUCCUUUAUAUUGUAUUUUUUUUUUUACAAUUAUUAUUUCAUCCAUUAUUAUUAUAUAUUUUUUUUUUUUUUACCGUUGUACCUAUCCAUUUAGAAGACAAAUAUAAUUUUGUAAGGAUAUUUAUUGCUAGAUUUAAAUUUUUUUUUACUUAUUUUCUGAAUGUAAAUUGUGAUAAUGCUCUUGUAAAACGAUAAUAGGAUUUUGUAUAAUAUAAAUAGAAAAAUAGAAAACAAAUUGAAUCAUAUUUCGAUGUAUUGAUGUACUUUCAAGUAAUGGUGACUUUGUAUUAUUAUUAAUUUAUUACAAUUUUGUUUUAAUGAUGAAUAAUUUCCAUAAAAAGGUGGUUCUUCCAAAAAUUAAUUUCAAUUAGUUAUAAUUUCAUAGUUUGUGUGGCAGUUGUAAUAUUAAACUUAAGUCAUAACAUAAAACAAUUCAUUUUUUUAACCAAUUUUAAAUAAAUAUUUGUACUCAAAAAUACGAAGAAAAAUAAUAGGUAUCAUAAUUUUAUUUGUUAUAUAUAAUAUUAUGGUUUUAAAUGUAAUUAUUUCAAUUUGAUUAAAAAUAAAUUCAUUCAAAUUGUAUGCCGUUUUUAAUCAACCCUCUUCCUGAUUUAUGUUGCUUAUUGGUUUAUUAUUUUUCUUGUUUUUUAAACUCAAAAUGUCUUAUAAAUAUUUUUUUUUUAAUACAAAUUCUAAGAAAUUAACUUUAGAUGUGUAAACAACUACCUGAUAUAUUUAUAAUGGAUCAUUAGUUAUUUUGGUUUGCUUACAUACAAAGUAUCCUACAGUGUUAUCUUUAUGUUAAUAACUAUCUAUAUUAAUUUUUUUUUAAUCUGGUUUUGCAUGAGGACACGUUUUAGAGAAAAAUUAAGUUACUUUUUUUCCACUUUUUAAAAUGUUCAAAAUAGCCAUUUUAUAAAAUAUAUUAUUCUAAAAAUCUUAAUGUAUCACAUUCAUAUGCAAUUUAGUUUCUCAGUUAUAGUGGCUUUAAUAUAUAUAAAAUAGGUGUGAAAACAAUAUUUAAUAGCCGAUAAGGAAUUAACAUGCUGAUUAUAAUUCCUUAUUGUGUAAAGUGUUAUUCUAUUGAAAAUUAAUUGUUUUCACACCAAUUUUCUAGAAAAUUAAUUGUUUUCACACCAAUUUUCUAGAAAGUUAAAAUUGCUAUUUCUAAGGAACUAUUGAUCGGAUAUGAAUGUAAGGUGCAUUUAUAUGUUUAGAAUAAUAUAUUUUAAAAAAUAGCCAUUUUGAAAAUAUUGUGGUAGAAUAAAAAGUUAUUAUUUUUUUUUUAAUAAUUAAAGGAUGAAAAUAAAAAUUUAUUUUUUCUCUACAUAUGUCCCCUUUGCACAAAACCAGAUUGAAAAAAAAAAUGAAUAUUGACAGAAUUAUAAGCAUACCGAUAACACUGUAGGACACCCUUUAUACAUGUGUGUAAUGUAUACAAAAUAUAUUGUCACUGAUUACAUAUUUUAUAAUAGAUCCUCAUAUAGAUUUAAUUAGUUUAUAUAUUAUACUUACUAUGCACUUUGUACUUGAUUGGUAAAUAAUAUGUACUGGAUUUAUAUUUCACAUAUUCUGUUUUUAGAAUUUGCAAGUUCAGAUUUUAUAAUCUAAAAAUCCAUUUUUUUCGAGGGGGCGGGGGAGGCGAAUAAAAUUUAAAUUUUCUAACCAAAUUAUUAUCACUCGUAUUACUAAAGUUUCUAUAGUUCUUGUGUUGUAUCCAAAUAUGAUGCUUUUAUUGGCCGCUAUAAAAUAGCACUUUGAAAUAUCGUACUAUGAAUAUAGUAAUAGAUUUUUUUUUAGUAAAUAAUGUAUUUCAACACUGCAUAAUCUUUAGAGGUUUAGUUAAUAGCGAACCAGAUCAAAAUAUCCUUCCAAAGAAACCGGAUCUAAAUCUGAAUGUCUCCUUACCUAUCCUUAAUCGUAAUAAUAGAACCAGUUAUAAAUAAGUUCAAUUUUGAUUGAUGUAUAUUAGAUAUGAUGUAGAUAUUAAUACACUCGUAGAAUAAUUUGUUAUGUCGUAUUAUGGUUAACUGAUAUUUCAUAACACUAAAGUAAAGUUUUGUUGAUAAUUAUUUUCUAUAGGUAUAAGAUAAGUAGGUCUUUAAUGGUCUUCAACGUACCAACAAGCUUUGUAGGAAGAAUGAAACAGUGAGUUGGUAAACUAAAAAAAAAAAAAAUAAUAUCGAAUGAUUUAAAUUAAACUCAUAGUGUUGUUUUUAGGAAGUUAUAACCAUAUAAACCUUAUUUAAUUUAAUUUCAUAAAUUUCAUAAUAAUAUAAACGGUAAUGAUAUUAAAAAAGUCGUGGGCCUCGCGAAAUCAUUCAAAAGCUCGCCAAAAGAAAGUAUUGAUUAGCAAUUAGUUUGCAAAAUAUUGACAUACUUUUCGAAUUGAUCGGACAAAGUCAGGGGGGGGGGAGGCAACUUCAGAGACGUUGUGGCCGUAAUGGGUUACCUACCUGAUUUAUUAACAAUAUGACUAUAAUAUAUACAUAUGAUGCCUAUCUUAUCAUCUAUAUUUUAUUUUUUUAUUUUUCAGCAUAUUUUGAUACCUAUUAUUAGUGAAUAUCUGUCCUAAUUAUCCUGAAUCGUAUCUUGUAAAAUUUAACGAUAAUUUCUCUAAUAGUUAUAUUUGUACAUGACGUAAUAUCUAAUAAUAACAUAAUAUUAUUGAUAUAUUAUUAUAUAGUGUAGCACAUUUAUAUAGGUAGGUACCUAGUAUUUUUCUUUAAUUGAACAACGUGUGAAAAUCAGUUUUACGCAAAACAGCUGCAGAUAACAGUUGUGGUUUUAUUAGUGUUCGAAUUUUAUAUUGCACAUAGGCAACUUGCUUAAUAAAUUAGUUUUUAAAAACUCGAACAUCCACACGAAGCUAUACGUAUGGGUUUACAGGAUGUCCUACGAAGACCUGACAAAUGAAAUAACUUUUGUUCUGUUAAACAUUUUUAAAAUGUUUACUUUUUGUAAUACUUACUUAGAACCUUGCACUGUAAUUAUAUUUUAUAUAUAUUUUUUUUAAAAUUUAAAAUAUAUAUUGUUUUCAUUGUCAUUUAGAUUCAUCUUAAAUCGCGGACACUUCUAAAUAACACCAAUUUAUUCACCAAUUUUUCCGUGAAAAAUAAUUUUUGUAAACUUUAAAAAUUUGUAGAAACUUAACGAUUCAUCAUUAGUUAAUGUACGUAACAUCAAAAUUUUGUUUUUAAUAUUUAUUUAGAAAAUGAUUAUUUUGGAAUUUGUAAAAACAAUUAAAAAUAAAAAAAUAUAAAAUAGUCUUCAUAGCGCAAGGGUCUAGUAAAUUUUUUAAAAUGUUGUACAGAGCAUGUCAAAUCUCCGUGAAACACUCUGGAUUAUAGUAUUAUAAUGUAUUAACCACACUAAUAGGCGUACCUCAGAAACAAAGAUAAAUCUUUACUGAUGAUGGUUACUUUUCCGUCAUGUUCUAGUCAUCGUGUAGAAUUACGCUAUCAUAAGAGUAGUAUUGCUUGAUUUGUAUUUUGUUUUUUUUUUUUUAUACGACGUAUUACUCUACUUCCACAUUCGUUUGAUUGUGAAAUAUUUUAAAUUUUGCUCGCACAAAUACAAAAAAAAAAAAAACAAAACGUAAUAAGUACGCACUUAUUGCAGUAAAGCUAUUUUUAUAUGUACCGGCUUGCGUUUAUUGCUCGUAUUAUAAUAUUAUACUAUUAUAAUAUUCUAUAUUCUCCUCUCAUGGUCCUCGGCCAUUUUGUUUGGAUUUUUUUUCCAAUAGUAUACACAAUACACCUGGGUACUCUUUGGAACAAAAUCAAAUUGCUUGAAUAUUAAGUCAUUCGAAAUUGCAGCUUCUUUGUUGUUGAUCUGAAAAUAUAAUAUUUGUCUGUAAAGUCAAUAGAUGAUGCUAAUCAACUUGGAUCAGAUUUAGAUUUAUUUUUAGAGUUGUUUUCUCUGAAAAAUUUGUCCUUAAAUAGCCAUUACAAAAUGCAAAUCGAUGAUCUUUAUUGAAAGGUACAGAUUUGAUGAUAAUAUAGUAAUAGGUAAUCUACUAGACGAAAACGGAUCGCUUUAAAGACUUGGAUGUUAUUUUUGAUUAGAAAAAAACUUUUCAUUAAUAUUUUGCUUACAUAAAAAGUAAGGCCUUUAAAAUGGUUGGAUUUAUUUGUCGUUGUUGUUGUAUUUUUUUUUAAACAUCCCGCUUAAUAAAUUAUUCAUUUUCUAUUGUUAGUAUUCUUGAAUUGUAUAGUUUAUAGCUAUAUACUAAUAUACUAAUAUUAAACGUAACCACAGUACCACAAUAUUCUUGAAGGAAUCAAGAAUCAUUUUUAAUGGUUUUCGUGCUCUUAGUGUAAUAUUUUAAGAUAAAAUUAUCCAUAUGAGCUUUUAUUUCAAGUUUUAAAAUAAUAUGAUGCUGAAAGCCCGAUACAAAUUUGCGUUUUUGGACUCGGGUUUUAAAUUCCCAUUGCCGGGUUAGGUGCAGUAGGUAAAUAUUCUUUAAUUUAUUCAUGAUUAUUGUUAUUAUUAUUUACUAUAUCAUUUCCUAUUGAUAAUAUCUGGUUCUAUAUUAUAGUUUUCGAUUUUUCACAGUUAACAAUAAUUAAAUCGCUAAAUGCAGAAAGGACAUAUGUUCAGAUUUUAAAAUGUUUCAAGAAAGAUAAAAACUCCUUAAGCAUUUAGAGUUUUAUAAUAUUUCAUAAAAUGACCGAAGUAAUUUGCUGAUGAUAUCAACACUAAUAUUACCUAGUUAUUAAUAUGGAUUAUUUUUUCCAGUGAUAUUAAUGUAUUUUGAAAAAUGUAAAUAUUGAACGUGUGCCUUUUUUGCAUUUAUCGAUUCAAUUUUACAUAGUUGAAUACGUUGCACGUGUGUUUUUGUCUUUAGUAAUUGAUUAUUGUACUUGGGGGGAUCGUUUUGGUUACAUAAUAAUAAUAAUAAUAAUAAUAAUAAUAACAUAAUUUUAAUAGUUUUAUUUUUCUUGGUAGCCUGCAUCUGUAACGUCAAAAAAUAAGGUCUAUUCGAAUAUAUGGACGGAAGAAGAGAAGUUACAGUUGUCCGAAGCCAUUGACAUGUACGGGAUUCAGAAUCUGAAAAAACUGACGGAACGAGUGCCGACCAAGAAGCGCCACCAAGUGGAGUUCAUGUUAGCACAACUCAAAAUUGAUUAUCGUAGGAUGGUCCAGUGUUACGACAUGAAUACGCUUUCGUUCGUUGACCUGGACUUGGUGGACGAAUUGUUCCUGGUCGGCGGUACCAAGCCCAAGGAAGCGAUGGUCAAGUGGAUGGAAUACCUAGAUUCUUUUUAUAUGAAUGAUGAAUCCAAGUUUAACAAAUUCAAACUGUUUUCCAAAGCUUUUCUGAUCAUGUCCGAGUGCUCGACAGAGCCGGAAACCCACGAUCAGGAGAACGACCAAUCCAUCAGCUUCAGGUAUUUUUUAUGUAAUUAUUUGUAGGAAAUCCCAUAUCGCCCAUAUUAAUAUUAUAGAAAAUGUGACUAUUAAAGUCCCCUCAUGUGAAACUAUAGGCUUGUAAAACUGUCUGUAUACCGAGUAUUAUAGGAAUCUUAGCCAACCGUGAAUUCCGCCCUGGGUAUAGGUAACACAAUUUCACAUGUGAUACGUGUCGCUGUAUGCUAAUGCUUUUAAAUUUAUUAUUUUUCUAUCAUCAUUCUGCAUUUAAAAGCUCACCGUCUUCCCCUCCAAUACUCCCUUAAAAUCUAGUGCUCUCUCUCUCGAGGAACCGAAAUGCUUCCUAUAGGGGGGCGGUACAGUCCACAUUAAGAAUCACUGUCUUAGUAUAUCAUAUUUGGGAUAGGUAUAGACAGAUAAUAUAGUUUUAUAAUACAUUUAUCCAUAAAAUAAACUCGUCCAAUUUAAUAUGUAUAGAAAAACAACCGAAGUAGCACGUAAUACGAUCCGAAAUAUCAUAAAAAUACUUUUUUGAGAGGGAGGGUUGUGAGUGAUUAGGGCCGCGCCACACAUAGCGGUUAAAAUAUGGCAUUUCAACUGCCAUGACUAAAUGCAACCAAACUAGGCGUUUCGACGCGCUAUACAAAUACAAAUAAAAUAUAUGACGACUUGUAUAUUGUCGUAUAGUAGUGGCGCUUUCAUUUCCUAUAUAAUGUUCAGCAGACAUAGGUACCUACAUCUUAUAAAUUUAGAUUCUGAGUGGAGCGAAGAACAAGGGCGUCAUUUCAGUAUUUUUUUUGGGGUGUGCGAGAUGUCAAGCAGGCCAUCAUAAAUAUUUCACCAGGCCACAUAAAAAUAUGCAUAUAAGUAUUAUGUACUUAUUAUGUGUAUCAUUUUUCUUUUGUUUCAAUAGAUUAUGAAUCGCAUUAAAUAUUAAAAGCUAUUUAAAGUCUAGAAAAUAAUAAAUAAUUGAUACUUUACCAGUGAAAAUCAAUGAUUAAUGCAUACAAAUAUGAAUUAUUGAAGAUAAGAAAUGCUUUACGAAAAAAGAAGAAAAGCACACAAUAUGUGUAUAUUUUUAUUUGCAACAUUUGCACUAAUAAAGGCUCCAAAAAAAAAAAAAAAUUAUAUUUAUACAAGAGGAUAUAGGUGCUGACGAUUUUCAAGUCCAGUAAAUACAUCUACAGUUUUUUCUAUAUCGUUAUUAUUUACUUCUUCUUUUUAAAUAUUUAGCACCAUAAGAUCAUUUAGCCUUUAAUCAUCGCCUAUAAAAGUGCGUGAGUACAAUUUUACAUUUUUAAUCAAUUAAAAAACCUUUCAUUCGAUGCCAUUGUAAUUGGUAAAAAUCGAUGUUUCUUUUACCGUUUACCGCAAAGUUAUCCAACUUUGACCGUGAAUAAGUUCCUCAUCUCUAUCUGUAUUCUGUAGGUGUUAGGUAUGUCUGAUUGAUUAUAAAAUACACGAUAGAUUCAUGAUAAAUUAUUUAGAUACUCAAUUACUACUAUUGAUACGAUAUUUGUUUAUUGACAGUAAAAUACCAAUAUUGUUAAUAUAAAAAUAUAAUUUGAUUUCAGUUAAAUAAAAAAUGGUGCAUUAUUUAAGUAGGCCAAUUGGGGCUAUUUUAAAAGUAUAGGGUGCAAUCGCACACCCUGUUCCCCCCAAAUGACGCCCCUGGUGAAAAAGCUUAUGGUUUUACAAAGAUUUGUAUUUAUUUAUUUAUUUUUUUUUUAUCUGUGGACAACUUUUCUACCAGAAAUUUUGUUCCGAUUUUUAAAUGUAGCACCUUUUCUGAAAGGAAGUCAGUGUGGGGAGAAACUUUAGGUGGCGAUUUUUAUAUUUUCUUAGAAGUUUUCUUAUCAAAUGUGAAAAACUGAAAAAACAGAAGAAAAACAGGAAAAUCGGAAUAUUAAAUAAAUUGUAUUAAAGAAAAUAUAUAAUGCCUAUUUAAUUAUUUUACUAUAAUAUGAUAUAUAUAUAUUGUUGAAAAACCAUCAUUAUCUAAUGAACUCCGCUCAGAAUCGAUUUUUCGUAAGUAAUGAUUUAUUGUUGCUUACAGAUAUACAUUAAAUUCCUCUUUGUAUCCUACCUUCCCAAUUUCUCACCACCAAUAGUGAAUGCAUCCAUCGUACGAAGUAUGUCCGUCUUUUUAUAACUGAUAUAACUUUAUAGCUAAUUCAAAGGAUAGCCAGUUUUUUGAAAUUCUUUGUAUGACAGAAGCUGCAAACGAACUUUGUGAAGUUCAAAGCGACCGGAAGUACUGGGUUCAUACUGUACAUUUAUGCCAUAGUACCCAUAGUUUUAUUUAUAUGCCUUAUUAAACCUUAUAGUUUCAUCGACCCUUCUUAUCUCGCUCCUAGUUUUAUAUCAUUUUUGUUCCUAAAACCGUGUUUUUCAGAAACGUGUACUAUUUCCUGUAUCGCAUGUUUAAUGACUUCCAUGUGAAGAAAAAGAAUAAUACCGAUUUAAUUACGAGAAAAUACUUGUACGAUACGUUUAGACGCGUGUUGGACGACAUUGAGUACUCGUCCGACGGCGAGAAAAUGGCAAUGUACAACAUUGUGAAAAACUGGACUAGCAUCAACAGGAUAAAAACUUUAAAAGUCUACGGGAAAACUGAGCUUCAAACUGAAAUUGAGGAAGUAGGAGUAAGUAAUUUGUAUUUAUCUAAAGGUGAUCCGUCUAUCACGAACUAGUGAAUUUUUCAGUGAAUUUGAUUUUUGUUAUUUUUUUUCAAUUAUUCAUCGUUUAAGCUUUAUUUUAAUACCUUAUACCUUAAAUGAGUAUACUUACCUAUACAUUUAAUGUAUACAUAUAUGAUAUAUAUGUACCUAUAUAUUUGAUAUAUAUAUAUAUAUAUAUAUAACCUCCAGUCCCAUUUUUAAACACAAUUCAAAUAAAAAAUAUUAAUUGUCCUACAUAAAAGUCAAAAAUAUUUAUUUAUCUAAAGCAUAAGGAAUAGUCAGGGCUAGAUUUAGGGAUGGGGGCCGGGCCCCGGGCUUCCACUUGCAUCCAAGUAUCAAACACAAUAUAAUAUUUGAAAAAUAGAUUUAAAUCACAAUUUGAAUAAAAAUGUUCAAUCGUUGAUAUUGUCAUACACGUAUAAAUUAAUAAAAGUGAGUAGCGAGUUUACAAAUAUAAAUUUAAAAUCGAACAGUAAUAGUUGUAAUGUAAAUACUUACUUGGGCAUUUUGUAGAUGUUUUAAAUAAUUUCGAAACGAUUUAAUGAAAUUUGUGCUUCGUAUUUUAAAUAAUUUGUACACUCUAUCAAGUCGUAUAAAAUCUUUGCGUCGCCGUCGAUGAUUGAGAGUUUGCAGUUUAUUGUGGAAACGUAACACGUAAACGUUAAUAUUAUUAAAAUAUUUACUAAAUUUAAAAACUGCUGAAAAAUUACUAAUAAAUUAAUACGAAUAUCUUUCGCUCUAUUAUUAGUGCCGGGUUCAGGGUUGUUUAUAUCGCAUCGCAUUUUUUAAAAUUAUUAUUAUUAUUAUGUUGAUAUUUUAAUGUAAAUAUUUUCUGAUUAUACUUUUUAAUUAAAUACUUAUUGUUUCGCGGCGAAUCUUAGUAUAUUAUAAUCUAAAUUCACUCGUAACAAUAUAUUAAAUAUGUGUAAUCGAAAAAUAAUAUCUACUUCUAAGGGUGGGUCCCGGGCCCCCGCAUCCCUAAAUCCCUGGGAGUAACGUUGGACGAUUGAAUGAAAAUAACGUUAAAAUAAAACAGGAACAAUUAUAUAAUCGAAGAAAAAAAAAAAGAAAAAAAAGAACAGACAUUAAUAAAUUCACUUAAAAUCCUCCGUGAAAAUCACCGGUACGCUAUAAUUAGAUCAAUAAUACGCGUACAAACCUAAUAGUUAUUGUGCGCCUUUGUCCUUUUGCCAUACACAUUCAUUUAGAGAAUUCGCCGAGCGCGCGUGUACAUCGGCAAGCGGCCAGCGGCGCGCCGGAAAAACAAUUUCGGACCCGUAUAGUUCAAAUGAGAGUGUGUACAUCGAUUGCUAGCGGUGAGCGGUAGCGGCGCGGCGUGUCACAAGUCAAACACGUUAGAAUUUCGCCGUACGCCGUUCGCUCAUGACGUGUUUAUUACGGUACAUCAUCAAAUGUAAAAACAGUCCCGGUUAUCUAUUUCUGGCCCCGAUAAUGGAUAUAAGCGAUGUACAUCAAAACUACAAUCGUCAAUUGACAAUUCGUAAAUCGGAAUACGGUAUCGACGACGAUGUUCACCAUACACCAAUCUGCGGCGAUCAAUGAGACGAAUACCACCUCCCCCGCUCCCCUUUUUGUUUUAUUUUCUAAACAAAUUGUAUUCCGUAAAGUGCGUUUGCCCAAUAACAUCGAUAGACGGUUUACCGACGUGAUUAUAAUUUGGAGUAUGAAACCAAAACGAUACUGAAAAUACGAUAUUAUGCAUUUAUAUUUUAUACCAAGCCCAACACAUUUCGUCUCGCCGCUCGUCGCUCACCGCUCACCAAUGUACACGCGGCCUUACGGUACCCCGUGUUUUCCUUACGAUCGAGUUUUACAUUUUUCGAAAACAUCUCGUUUAUUGACUGUGCCGCGUCUUUCUGUUUCUACCACUCCACUGUACGCAAACAUUUUUAUUUUGUUUAACACGCACUUCUUGACACAUAGACACCUAGUAAAAUGUUCGAUUAAAUACUGAAAACAAAUACGGGUUUGUUCUAGACAUUUCACAAAAUAAAAUUGUACACAUAAUACACUUAUUCUAUAAACAAUCACCCCGACUAAUUUUUAAAUGAUCACGGUAUCUAUCUCUACAGAGUUGAAUGUUGAACGGUAAUUAUUUUAAUUUCAACCGUUGUUUAUUGUAAUUUUUUCUUAUGGCUUUUUUUUUUUUUUUCAAAUUUAUAUUUUGUGUAAUUGUAUUUGUAUUUAGUAUUCUCGAGCACGGUCUUAGAUUAUCUAAGUUCUCGAAUGCACUUCUUUUACUUUUAAUACACCUACCUAGAAUACUAAGUAUAAACCUAUAUGGCUGUUUAUACCAUAAAAUAAAAUAUAGUAUAAUCCAACCAUUCCUAAUAAAUGGGAAUAUAACUGUAUUGAUAUUGAUAUAUUAUUGUGCAUUUGCUAUUAUAAUGCAUACAUUUUAGAUUCGGAACGUAACGAGGAAUGUAGUGGUUUUACAAUGUUUUUUUUUUUUUAAUCUGAACAACUUUUCUACCAAAGAUCUUGCUCUGGUUUUCAAGUGCAGCAUCUUUUCUGAAAAGAAAUUUUAAUAAUUUGGUACAUUUAGGGAGGUGACUUUUUGAUUUUCUAAGUGGUUUCUAUAAUAAAUAAGAAUAACCGGGAAAAAUGUAUGUACACGUACAAAAGAAACUUCGCGCCGUUUCGUUUUUCGUUAGCAACGGUUUAUCGUCGCGUACAGAUAUAAAUUAAAUUCCCCUCUAUAUUCUACCUUAUCAACUUCUCACCUACAACAGUAGUCCACCCAUCGUGCGAAGUAUAUCCGUCUUUUUUUUACAAAUUUAAUCAAUUAAAUUAGGUAGGUACCACAGUUAUCUACUGGAUAACCGUAGAAUAGGCUAAUAUGAGUUGUAUAACUUUUUAAAAUUGAAAAUAUUCAUACAACAUAAUACAAUAUUAUCAUUCUGUUCUCCGUAAUAAUAAUAUAUAUUCACAUGCUACCUACUCAUAAUUUUCAUUGUUUUUUUAUUUUAUUUUAAUUUUAAACACGCACUAUAUAUACGAUAAUUUACUUCUGAGCUGACCUUGUGCUCUUUAACUACUUACAUAUUAUUAUGUACAGGUAAGUUUUCUGCUUUGAGUCUGUAUAAUAAUUAUUAUGUAGCAUGUGCAACUAUAAAAAUAAAAAAGACGUCCUAGGAUAAUGGGGUCGGUUGCAGCCACUGUUAUAUGUAGUUUAAUGUAUAUCUGUGAGCAACGAUAAACCAUUGCUAACGAAAAAACGAUUCUGAGCGCAGUUCAGUUAGUAGCGCUUUGUCAACAAUAUAUAUGUCAUAUUAUGGCAAAAUAAAUAGGCAUUAUAUAUUUUCUUUAAUAAUAUUUGUUUAAUAUUGUACCGAUUUUCCCAUGUUUUUUCCCGAUUUUUCCCAUUUAUUGGGGUAUUUUUCAAUUAAAAUAGUCCGAGGAAGCAAUGGGCUUGGGUCUCUAGGUAUACCCCUAAAUACAUUUGUUUUUGGAAAAUCAAAAAAUGACCUCUCAAAAGUACCAUUUGGACAACAUUCUCGUUCAGAAAUGGUGCCGCGCGUAUAUAUCUGAGCAAGAUUUAUGGUCGAAUUUUUGUACACAGUAUGAAAAACAAAAAAAAAAAAAAUGAAAGAAAAUAAACAUCAUAGUAAAUACAUUCUUCGCUACACCCAGAAUCUAAAACAACUACGGCUUUUCUCAAUAUUGAUUUUUAUGUUAGGUCAUUCUUUUUUUUUAUAUUGACCGCCAUCAAAUAUUUAUUAGAACUUAGAUUACAAUUAAUUUAUAUGCAUUUUGAAUUUUAUUACAUAGCUAUGUUUGGAGACUGACAAGUUCAAGGUGUUACAUCAACCGAUGAUACCGUGUUUCAAUCCAUUCCGUAUGAAGACUAACAUCAAAAACUCUGCAGAUAUUCAUCAAUAAAUUAAUCGCAUUAAUGUUGAAAAUUGCUAUUUUUAUAUAUUACACUGUAGUUGUUAAGCUUUUUGCACAUUGCAUUAUACAUUGUCUAAUCAAUUAAUACACGUGCGUAUAAUAAACUAUUAAAAGUAAUUUUCAACUA
Molecule: messenger RNA, 23115 nt
Organism: Cinara cedri
Lineage: Eukaryota; Metazoa; Arthropoda; Insecta; Hemiptera; Aphididae
Source: the annotation of a GenBank genome assembly